Molecule: messenger RNA, 1149 nt
Organism: Marchantia polymorpha subsp. ruderalis
Lineage: Eukaryota; Viridiplantae; Streptophyta; Marchantiopsida; Marchantiales; Marchantiaceae
Source: the annotation of a GenBank genome assembly
AUGGCUGUUAACCACGGUUGCUCUGGGGCACGGGCCGGUGUCUUGUCAUCAUUUGCGGAGAGUUCUGUCUUCGGAUUGCCGAAUCUUCUGUGGAGCUCAUCCCGCUUCCUUCGAUUGCGGGCGUCUGCUUCAGAGAAGAAGAGCCUUGGGCUGACAGUCUCCAAUUCGAUCAUCAAGUCUACUUCGGAAUAUGAGAGACCUCACGUGAUCGUGACCGGUGGCAAUAGCGGUAUAGGAAAAUCAACGGCAUUGGAAUUGGCCAGGCAGGGAAUGGUGGUCACACUAGCGUGCAGGAAUCAGAAAGCUGGCAGCGAUGCUGCGGAAGAAAUUGCACGCGUUACCAACAACAAGAAUGUGAGGUCAAUGACUUUGGAUCUCGCCUCUCUCGACUCGGUGAGAAAAUUUGCAGCUGAGUACAAGGAUACAGGACUGCCUCUUAACGUCUUGGUGAACAAUGCUGGCAUAAUGGCAUGUCCGCAGUCAUACACCCAGGAUGGGUUCGAGUCUCAAUUCGGGAGUGCUUCAGAUAGAGCCAAGUCAAGAGUUGUGGUCGUAGCCUCUGCUGCUCACUACCUUGGAGACAUUGAUUUCAACGAUCUCAAUUACAGAAAAACACGAGGCAAGCAUGUGAACCAUCUCUUCAAAGCAAGUCUUACAGUAUUUCAGUCGCCAGAAACCUACAACAACUGGGGAGCCUACGCCCAGUCAAAACUUGCAAAUUGCCUCUUCUCCUUGGAGCUAGCAGAGCGGAGCAAGCGGUUGGGACUACCAGUCAUAUCAAAUUCUAUGCACCCUGGUGUCGUCGAUACACAGCUGAUUCGUUACGUGUUCCCACAAGGUCUUAGAAAAGAAGGUGCAUCUGAGUCGACCGGUUUGGACUUCUUGAGGCCGCUGAUCAUGAAAGUCUUCGGGCUUCGAACAGCUGAGGAAGGAGCGUCUACCGCCAUAUUCCUAGCAUCCUCGCCAGAAGCGACCAGAUCAGGCUUGUAUUAUGAAGACAGCAAACCCUUUAAUGUCGGUUUCAUUAAAAAAAGCGUGGACCAGCAGCUAGCCUCUCGCUUAUGGGAUGUCAGUGUGGAACUCACAGGGGCCGCCGAUGCUCUAGCUGCUCUGAGUCUGUGCAAAGAUUCUCCUCUUGUGAGGAAGUAA